AUGUCAGUGGCGAAUGCGAAGCAGACUGUUCUAAAUCCGGCAGUUCCUUUCACAGAAAUCAUAUCAGGCGGAUUACAACCAGGGGACAUUGUUUUGAUUCAGGGCAGCGUUCUUAAUAAUGCAGACAGGUUCCAGUUUGAUUUGACUUGUGGCAGCAGCACAAAACCACGGGCGGACAUCGCCUUUCACUUUAACCCUCGUUUCAAGACCUCCUCCUGUAUCGUAUGCAACUCUCUACAGCAGGGCACGUGGGGUAGGGAGGAGACCCACGAUCAAAUGCCCUUUAGGCAGGGAGCCCCCUUUGAGACCAUCAUCCUGGUUCACAAUGAUGUUUUCAAAGUGGCAGUCAACGGUGCUCAUGUGUUGGAGUAUAAACACAGAAUCCCACUGAACAGAGUGGACACAUUGGCUAUAUCAGGAAUGGUCAAAAUCAACGUCGUAGGCUUUAUCCCAAACUCAGCAAUAUUCUCAGAAUCAGGUGACUUGAGUCUGCCUUACAAAGGCAGUAUACUCACAGGACUCAGCCCAGGAAAACAGAUCACAAUCAAAGGCAAUGUCAGUUCAUUUCCUCACAGCUUCACUAUAAACCUGAGAUGCAGUCAGUCAGACAACAUAGCCCUACACCUCAAUGCACGGAUAAAAUCCAGCACGUUCAUUCGGAAUUCUUUCCUGGGUCAGUCUUGGGGUCCUGAGGAGAAUGAACUUUCCCACUUUCCGUUCUCACCUGGACAGUACUUUGAGAUGAUCAUCCUAUGUCAGUCUCACCAGUUAAAAGUGGCUGUGAAUGGAUCCCACAUUCUUGACUACAGGCACAGAGUUCAGGACCUCAGCAGCAUCGAUCAGCUGGAGAUCAUGGGAGACCUAGAACUGCAGGACCUCAAGCUAUGGUGA
Molecule: messenger RNA, 891 nt
Organism: Chanos chanos (milkfish)
Lineage: Eukaryota; Metazoa; Chordata; Actinopteri; Gonorynchiformes; Chanidae
Gene: lgals8b
Product: galectin 8b
Exons: 8
Coding region: 1-891 (296 amino acids)
Cellular component (GO): cytoplasm
Molecular function (GO): carbohydrate binding
Source: RefSeq, a predicted model, not a curated record